Molecule: messenger RNA, 474 nt
Organism: Penicillium waksmanii
Lineage: Eukaryota; Fungi; Ascomycota; Eurotiomycetes; Eurotiales; Aspergillaceae
Product: Pectate lyase catalytic
Exons: 3
Coding region: 1-474 (157 amino acids)
Biological process (GO): pectin catabolic process
Cellular component (GO): extracellular region
Molecular function (GO): pectate lyase activity
Source: RefSeq, a predicted model, not a curated record
AUGCAUUCUAGCGCUAUCAUUCUCGGUCUCAUUGGCAUUGCCAGUACCCAGACUCUCAACAUCCCCUCUCGUGUGGGUGGUAUUAUCUCUCUGCCUUCUCAUAGUGAGAUCUCGGGCAGUGUUGAUCUGGGCAACCGGGAGUACGAUCGUGGUCAAUCCUGCGACAACGACGAUGACUUUGGCGACCACAACGCCGUCUUCAUCUUGAAGGAUGGAGCUUCACUGAGCAAUGUGAUCAUUGGAAAGAACCAACUUGAAGGCAUCCACCGCAAGGGAUCUUGCACCCUGACCAACGUCUGGUUCCGUGAUGUCUGCGAGAGGAUGCCAUCUUCAUCCUUGGGCCCGGAGAUGCCCAAGAAACAAAUCAAAUCAAAGCGGGGUUUCGCCAGAUUCUAUGGGCGAGUUACAUGCCUGUGGGCGGGUAAGGAAAUGAAAACCCGCCCCAAACCCGCGUUUGGCGAGCUCUACCCUUGA